AGAGCAGCCCACACCAGCCCCUCAGUUUCGCCGUGACUGCAGGGAAGAGCUGGAUCGGGGUAAAGAUGAAGGAUGAGAGCGGGGCUGAACUCUUUGUCCUGAGGGAUUUGGUGCAGGGCGAACCGAGAGGAAUCCAGAGCGGUGCACCAACUAGCAUCCCCCGUGUCCCGGCAGAGGAUCAGUAAGCCCCGCGAUCGCGCGUAGAGAUGCGAAGGUGCUUUUGACCCACGGGGAAGAAGUAGCUCCCAAGCUGCCUUUGCCCCUGCUCGUCCUUGUUACUCCAUGGGAUUUCUUCUGCCCCCCGCAACUGACCUGAUGUGGACCGAAGUGUUUCUAACAUGAACUUUCUCCCUGGGAUCUGGUGGUCUCUUCCCUUGAUCUUGGGCUGGGCGACCCCACCAGUCACCUCCUCAUGGUGGUACAUGGGCGCCGUGGGCUCGUCGCGGGUGAUGUGCGACAACGUGCCGGGCCUGGUGAGCCGGCAGCGGCAGCUGUGCCGGCGGCACCCCGAGGCGAUGCUCUCCAUCGGCCGCGGCGUGGCCGCCUGGACGGCCGAGUGCCAGCACCAGUUCCGGCGGCACCGCUGGGACUGCAACGCCCUGGAGCGGGGGCAGCGCCUGCUCGGCCGCGUCCUGCUGCGCAGUAGUCGAGAAUCUGCUUUUGUACAUGCCAUCUCCUCUGCUGGGGUUGUGUUUGCCAUCACCAGGGCAUGUAGCCAAGGGGAGCUGAAAUCCUGCUCCUGUGAUCCCAAGAAGAAAGGCUCUGCCAAGGACAGCAAAGGCCAUUUUGACUGGGGUGGCUGCAGUGAUAACAUUGACUAUGGCAUUAAAUUUGCCAGAGCGUUUGUGGAUGCAAAAGAACGAAAAGGAAAAGAUGCCAGGGCACUGAUGAACCUUCACAACAACAGAGCUGGAAGGAAGGCCGUGAAGCGUUUUUUGAAACAGGAGUGCAAAUGUCACGGUGUGAGUGGAUCCUGCACUCUAAGGACCUGCUGGCUGGCCAUGGCAGACUUCAGGAAAACAGGAGAUUAUCUGUGGAAGAAAUACAAUGGAGCAAUUCAGGUGGUCAUGAAUCAAGAUGGCACGGGUUUCACUGUGGCUAAUAAGAAAUUUAAGAAGCCAACUAAGAAUGACCUGGUGUACUUUGAGAGCUCUCCAGACUACUGUAUCAGGGACAGGGAUGUAGGGUCCUUGGGGACGGCCGGUCGGGUGUGCAACCAGACCUCGCGUGGCAUGGACAGCUGUGAGGUGAUGUGCUGCGGGAGGGGCUACGACACCUCCCGCGUCAGCAGGAUGACCAAAUGCGAGUGCAAGUUCCACUGGUGCUGUGCUGUGCGCUGCCAGGACUGCCUGGAAGUGGUGGACAUCCACACUUGCAAGGCGCCAAAGAGCGCUGCCUGGGUGUCCCGGACAUGACACACGGGCUGCUGGUGCUGGGGACCACAGCCUUUGCCCUUCCUGUCCAUGCAGGCAAUGCAUCAGAGAUCUUUUUUACUUCUAUGCCUGGUUUGCCUUUGCUGUUCAUUGCAGAGUUGCUGCUGAAAAAUUGAUAUAAACCCUGCAGCGUUUACUUUGCAUUUCUGCAUGACAGCAUUGCUGCAGAGUUGUCUCUGCAUAAACUGAUGCAGCUCUGGAAGGAUGUACUUAUGCCAGGACUCUUCCAACCACCGUGUAACUCUCGCCCAGAACCCUUGUGGCAAUUCAUUCCUGCCACCAGGAACACGAGAAGAUACAAAAUAUGGCACUUUUACAAGAUCACCACCGCCAACCGCGUAGGCUAGGCUUGCUCAAACAUCUUCUGAAGGAUCUUGGGCAGGUCACAGUUGGCCUCAGGAGUUUGAGCACUGGUUGGUGAUUUCCCCAUGAAAGAAAAUUUGCAGCCAGAUUGGUGAAAAACUUUACUGGAAGGGUGUUUGUUCAUCCCUGGUGGACUGGAGUUUCCAGUAAGGUGGCCACCUGAGACAGCCCGGGCCACCAUUAGCACACUUUGGCUUCCUGUGGGGCAGGAACUGACCCAUGGCCUAAAACAAAAGAAACUGCAGGAGAUAUAGUCAGCCACAACACUUUGAUGAACUAUUAGAGUCAAAAGUAAAUGUCUUAGUUAUGUUUGUGAAAACUUGCCUUAAAAGCUUCUAAAAAAUAAUUAAUUGCUGAGUUGUUGGUUUUUUUUUUUCUGACCUGAAGGGUUGAAGAGAGUGUUUUUUCACCCUGGUGAAAGCUGGAUACAGGACCCUCAACUACCUAAGGAUAGGGUUUCCUCUUUUUUCACAUACACAGUAGUGGAAAAAUGUUUGUGAACAGCGAUAGAGAAGG
This is a messenger RNA of Serinus canaria (Common canary), 2312 nucleotides long. It is a transcript of the gene WNT2, whose product is annotated as Wnt family member 2. The record is from RefSeq and is a predicted model, not a curated record. Lineage: Eukaryota; Metazoa; Chordata; Aves; Passeriformes; Fringillidae. Gene Ontology annotation, biological process: neuron differentiation; cell fate commitment; canonical Wnt signaling pathway. Gene Ontology annotation, cellular component: extracellular region. Gene Ontology annotation, molecular function: cytokine activity; frizzled binding. Bases 339 to 1415 code for a protein of 358 amino acids. The transcript has 5 exons.